Messenger RNA from Kluyveromyces marxianus DMKU3-1042, 714 nucleotides. RefSeq names its product ribonuclease P protein subunit RPR2 (gene RPR2). The record is from RefSeq and is a predicted model, not a curated record. Gene Ontology annotation, cellular component: nucleolar ribonuclease P complex. The coding region runs from base 1 to 714 and encodes 237 amino acids. Gene Ontology annotation, biological process: tRNA processing. The transcript is spliced from 2 exons. Lineage: Eukaryota; Fungi; Ascomycota; Saccharomycetes; Saccharomycetales; Saccharomycetaceae.
AUGAGUACUAAUGUGGAGAUCAACACUGUUGAUUUCAAGGUGAAUCUUUCUGCGUUGGACGUGGAAAGAUACGGGAUUCUCAGUCUUUUGCGGAUGAAGUCGUUGGACAUCGAUGCUAACUCGCUAAAGGUGACGCUUGACGAGUUCAACGUGGAUUUGGGGGAUUCAGAAGUUGAAAGAAGAGCUGAAAGAGAUGGAUUGAGAGAAAGGUUAGAGAAGCUGCUCGAAGGGUUCGGCCACAGUAAGCCUGCAUUGGAUCAUUUCGUAAUGGGGAAACAGGAGGUUAAAGAAUCUCCAGAUGUCAUACAAGUUCGUCCUCCGAAAAACGUGGGGAACAAAGACCAUUUCCAAAGACUCAGCUACCUGUUGCAGGUAUCUGCAUUUUUGGCGGAGAAGCUCAAGGAUAAGGACGUGGACGAGGCGUUGAGUCGAAACUACAUCAAGAACAUGGACUCGAUCCGCAAGAAGAACCAACUUGCUCUAUCGCCGCAUGUGAAGAGGCUCACGUGCAAGAAGUGCCAGCGAUUGCUCAUGGCAGGACGAAACAUGGAGAUGGAGAUCACCAACACGAGCCGCAAGGGCAGGACCAAGCAGAGCAAAGCCGACGUGCUGGUGUAUCGAUGCAAGUGUGGCACGGUGAAACGGUUCCCCAUAGGUAAGGACCCAUCCUACAAGCUGCAUGUCGAGGAGUCGGACAACCUCAUCGACGUAUAG